Molecule: messenger RNA, 753 nt
Organism: Salvia hispanica
Lineage: Eukaryota; Viridiplantae; Streptophyta; Magnoliopsida; Lamiales; Lamiaceae
Source: RefSeq, a predicted model, not a curated record
CUGAGCCACAUUUUCUCCUACUUAUAACUCCUUUGCUCAUAUUACUUCAACCAAGCAUGGGUGCCACCACUUACGACAUUGAGAUCCCUUCCUCCAUCUCGGCCGCAAAGAUUUUUAAGGCCGUGGUGCUUGAUGUUGACACCCUCGUCCCCAAGAUCAUGCCACAGGCAAUCAAGAACGUUGAGAUCUUGGAAGGGGACGGUGGCGUUGGGACCAUCAAGCUUAUUCAUUUUGGCGAAGGAAGUCAGUACAAGAGUGUCAAGCACCGUGUGGAUGCGAUCGACAAGGAGAAUUUGACCCAUAGUUACAGCAUAAUCGAGGGCGAUGUUCUUGGAGGAGUUAUUGAAUCCGUUACCUAUCAUGUGAAGAUCGUCCCAACUGAAGAUGGAGGAAGCAUUUGUAAGAACAGAAGCAUCUAUAACACAAAGGGUGAUGCUGAGAUUAGUGAGGAGAAGAUUAAGGAAGGAAAAGAGAAGGCCAUGGCUAUGUUCAAGGCCAUUGAAGCUUACCUCCUUGCCAGUCCAGAUGCCUAAAACCUCCAAUAAUACACAGCUAUGAGCCAUGCAUGCAUGAAAACUGUUGUUUUGUGUGAUUUUAUUUCUUUGUUUCUUCAACUUUGUAUUUUCCAAUAACAUGCAUUUUUGUUGUAUGCUUUUCAUCAAAUUAAAGUGUUUUUUUUUUCUACCAAAACUAUGUCGAGUUGCCAACCAACUAACGUUAUUUCUACAAUUCUACUUAUUGAACUGUUUCACA